Messenger RNA from Xiphias gladius (swordfish), 1623 nucleotides. RefSeq names its product proteasome (prosome, macropain) assembly chaperone 2 (gene psmg2). The record is from RefSeq and is a predicted model, not a curated record. Gene Ontology annotation, biological process: proteasome assembly. Gene Ontology annotation, cellular component: cytosol; nucleus. The transcript is spliced from 7 exons. NCBI's taxonomy places the organism in Eukaryota, Metazoa, Chordata, Actinopteri, Istiophoriformes, Xiphiidae. Bases 168 to 956 code for a protein of 262 amino acids.
AUCAGCAAUCGACGGCGAGUGAGAGCCAAGAAGGUCCACAACACCGUGCACGAAAAUAGAAGUGAAAUCUGCCUGCAGAAUAUAGUUUUGGUUCAUAUAAAGGUUUCCAAAUCUCCUGUUCAGUACCCCUCAGUUCGGCUCCGUGUGUCCGCUGCCUGAACAGCACCAUGUUUAUCCCUUCAGAUAACUCGCCGCCCUCCUUGAGAGAUUUCACCCUCGUCAUGCCAGCCGUGGCUGUUGGUAAUGUGGGUCAGCUGGCGGUGGACCUCAUUGUGUCCACUCUCAACAUGAAUCGAGUGGGCUUCAUACACACAGACUGUCUCAUCCCGAUGGCCGGGAACAAUCCGUACGCCACCUGCAAAGAGGAUGCCGAGGAGCUGCACACCCCCGCAGAAGUUUAUACAGCACCAGAACUGAAGCUGGCAGUACUUCAGAUCAGAGCGCCAAUUAUUCAGACAAAAUCCAAAAAGUUCCGUCAGCUGAUUGUGUCUUGGAUCAAAGCCAGCGGGUUCUCCAGGACUGUAGUUCUGUCCAGCAGCCACGCCUACCAGAGGGAUGACCGACAGUUGGAAGGCACUCCUUUGAGGUACCUGGUCACUCCGUCCCUGCUGAAGGUGAGUGCAGACGCUCUGAAGGAGCUGGGCUGGAGGGAGAUGGAGCGAGUGCCGGCCUUCCGGGGACUGACAGAUGCCGACACAGAGCCACGCCUCUGCAUCCCCGGCGGAGGCAUCACCAAAGGACUCUACACGGACAGUUGUUCCGAGGAUCUUCCGCUGGCUGUGCUGCUGCUCUUCUGUUCAGAGGGCGACAACAUCCCAGACGCCUUCGCCCUCGUCAACCACCUGAACAACUGGCUCCAUCUGCUGGACAACCCUAGCCAAGAGCCCAACAAAUGGAAGAUCCCAACCUCCUGGAGUCUCCUUUUUGGCAGCGGCAUCCCUCCUGCACUGUUCUGAUACAACAGAUAUUUUGUUUUUGCUAUUUUUAUCUUCUAAUUAGCUCAGACCUUAGUCAACUCUUGGCUGGGGUCACAUGUGCCUAGUGAGGAGUUUUUUGUGUCUGAUAAUACUGGUGAUUGUCUGCUAUAAAACAACAAAUUAUACCGAGUUUACCGGGUCUGGACUGAUAACUUGGUAACCCCAUAUGAACCUUCCCAUGCUUGGAAAUUUAUCUGAGUUCCAUUUAUUUUGAUGAUAAUCUUUACAUGUAAAAAACAUUACAUUUUAUAAAGGACAUGACCCAAAUGUGCACUUCUGGAAUACUGUUUCCUAGUAUUUAAGAAUUUGAAUGUGUUUUGCAAUAAAAUAUUAUCACAAGAAUCCAGUGUUAAUUUAUCUAAAACAAUAAACUUUGUUUGUGUUCCUCUCACUGGACCUCACCUCCGCCCACUUAGCUGAAAGUGGUUGGCCAGGUGCCGUAUUGUAUUCCUGGCAGCCCCACCUCUCUGUAAUUUGAUUCCUCUCUACAUGUUACAACGGCUUACAUAGUGGUGACAACAAGACAGUAGUCUGAUUCAUACUUUGACCUUGUAGAGCCAUUUUGCCAAGUUUGUGGUUUUCCUUUUCCUUCUGCAUCAUUGUUCUGAGAGGUUUCUGUGUAGACGGCCUGUGGGAAAGGAAUGCU